Penicillium malachiteum is the source of this 669-nucleotide messenger RNA. It is a transcript of the gene maiA, whose product is annotated as maleylacetoacetate isomerase MaiA. The coding region runs from base 1 to 669 and encodes 222 amino acids. Gene Ontology annotation, biological process: L-phenylalanine catabolic process; glutathione metabolic process. Gene Ontology annotation, molecular function: glutathione transferase activity; maleylacetoacetate isomerase activity. Lineage: Eukaryota; Fungi; Ascomycota; Eurotiomycetes; Eurotiales; Aspergillaceae. Gene Ontology annotation, cellular component: cytoplasm; mitochondrion. The transcript has a single exon. The record is from RefSeq and is a predicted model, not a curated record.
AUGUCCUCGAACGUAACACUAUACACCUAUUUCCGUUCAUCCUGCUCUGCUCGACUCCGCAUCGCACUUCAUCUUAAAGAAAUCCCAUUUACUCCAAUCUUCGUCAAUCUUUUCAAAGAUGAACAGUCUUCCCCUUCUCAUAAGGAAAUCAACCCAUCCGGCCUUGUCCCAGCCCUGAUCAUCGAACGUGAUAACGAAGCUCAAGUGACAAUUACUCAGUCCCUAGCAGCUCUGGAAUAUCUACAUGAAACAUUCCCCGGACCCGCACUUCUACCAUCCGAUUCGGAUUCCCGCGCUCAAGCACGUGCAUUGGCUUCCAUAAUCGCGUGCGAUGUUCAACCCGUUACGAACUUGAAGAUUUUGAAGCGUGUUGCUCCCUUUGGAGUGGAUCGUGCAGCUUGGUCGAAGGAUUUGAUCGAGGAGGGUUUACAAGCUUAUGAAAUCACGGUGACUCGGUCGGCGGGCAAAUUCAGUGUUGGUGAUAUGAUUACUAUUGCGGAUAUUUGUCUCAUCCCUGCUGCUUGGGGCGCUGAACGGGUUGGUGUGGAUUUGGGGAAGUUUCCGGUUACAAAUGCCAUUGUUAAGAAUUUGGAAAAGGAGGCGGCUGUUAUCAAGGCUCAUUGGCAGAGUCAGUUGGAUACUCCUGAAGACCUUCGAGUGAAGCACUAG